Anarrhichthys ocellatus (wolf-eel) is the source of this 3587-nucleotide messenger RNA. RefSeq names its product receptor for retinol uptake stra6-like. Gene Ontology annotation, molecular function: signaling receptor activity; retinol transmembrane transporter activity. Gene Ontology annotation, biological process: vitamin A import into cell. Bases 116 to 2149 code for a protein of 677 amino acids. Lineage: Eukaryota; Metazoa; Chordata; Actinopteri; Perciformes; Anarhichadidae. The transcript is spliced from 17 exons. The record is from RefSeq and is a predicted model, not a curated record. Gene Ontology annotation, cellular component: plasma membrane.
UACAGCACCAGCAGGUCACUGAGCGAAGUCACCCGACUCGAAGGAGGAAGAUCCGGAGUCCUCUGGAUCUUUGAUCAACCUGCUUCAAUCCGUUUGACUCGACUGAACCGCUGCAAUGAAUCACAGCAAGACCGAAUUAGAGCCUAUUGAAUAUUCCUACUAUGAUUAUUCAGACUGGUACUCGGACAACGCAGAGCCAACCAAGCCACCCAAAGAAGUUAUUUUGCCAUGUGACCCCACAGCGGACGACAGGAUCUUCCACAUAUGCAUGCUGUCGAUAUCUCUUGUGGUCGUGUUAAUCCUGGCAGUUCUCACCAGGAAAAACAAAUUCUGCCAAGGAUUUACAAGAGGAUCCUCCAGUAUCUUCAGUCCAGCCAACUUCCUGGACCAGACUCAGAAAAAAGGCCUCGUCGUGGCUGUUUUUGGACUGGUGUUUAGCAAGCUAGCAAUGCUGGUGAUCGCCCCAGACCCUCUGCCUUUCUCCAAAGACACUCCAGCGAACCUUAAAGAGUACAUGAAGAUAAUCGCCAUCUUCUACUAUCCUGUCCUGUAUUAUCCUCUGUUGGUCUGUUGCACUCUGCAGCACAAAGCAGGUUAUGUGUUCGGGACGCUCCUCUCCUUCAGUCACUUCGCGGUCCUGGUGUGGCAGAAGUUUGACUGUCCAAAGACUCCAGAGAUCUAUAAGUACUACGCUCUGCUUGCAAGUCUGCCUCAGUUGGCCUGCCUUGCAUAUCUCUGUGUCCAGUUUAUUUUGCUGUUUGUGAAAGGACCAAAGACUGACGAGGAUCUGGACAGCAGCUACUACACCAACUAUGUGAAGUCCCUUCUCAAGAAAAAGUCCUCGACUGCCGGCUCUUCAACUACAGACAAACCAACGCUGGCAGAGAGGAUACUGGAGGUGCCUAAGAGUUAUAUUUAUAUACCAGAAAAAGUGUUUCAUUUUCCACUAAAACUGGCUGUAUCAGCAUUUGUUGCCCUUGUGGCGAUAUAUCAUACGGCGUUGUUGUUAGUCGUCCUGGUGGUCCCCACUCUCCACAUUGUCCGUGCUGGUAUCGAUGAAAACAUCGCCUUCCUGUUGCUGGGGUUUGGGAUCGUUCUGUCAGAUGACAGGAUGGAGGUCGUCAAAAUUGUGACCUUCUAUACUUGGCUGCUGGAGGUGUGCUACCUCUGUGCGAUGACCUUGUCUUGUUUGGUCAGUCUUAUCACGCUCAUGAGGUCCAUGGUACUUCACAGGUCAAACCUGAGAGGACUGUAUAAGGGAGAUGUUUACAGCAUUUAUAACAGCCAGAAGACCAUCCGUCCAUCUAAACCUGGUAUUGUCUGUUGGAUGGGUUUGACCGGAUACCAGGCUGCAAUCGUCUGCGUCGGAAUGGCAAUUCAGACUGUUGUGUUUUUCAUCUGCUUCUUGUUCCUGGUGUUUCUGAUCAUUAUCCCUGUUUUUUACGGUCGUAAUGUCAUCGCCUUCACAAUCGCGGGGAAGGCAUGGCCGGGCUGGGUCACACUGGCCCUGGUUACAGUGCUUCAACAUGUGACUGCUAAGUUUGCUUUCAUCAAAAAGGAAGCCGGUACGAGAGACUUGAACAACAGAGAGAGUCUGUUCCUCCUGACGUACCUGCUGUUCCUGAUCAACACCGUAGUGGGACUGAUAGUCGCAAUAUGGAGAAUGGUGAUAACAGCUCUGUACAACAUCGUCCAUCUCGGUCGUAUUGACAUCAGUCUGCUGCAUCGCACCGCAGAGUCCUACGAUCCAGCCUACCGAUACUACGCCCACUCCCUGAAGGUGGAGGUCAGCCAGUCACACCCGGUGAUGAAGGCUUUCUGUGGGCUGCUGCUGGACAUGAUGGUCGAGGGCGGCAGAGCUGGGCAGAAGAUAAGAGACGCAGAGGAAGCCUGCUCCUCCGUGCUUUCAGGGAUUCAGGAGAAUAGGCCAAACAAGGCGACCAGCCGUCAGAGGAUUCGCUCUCGCUGGCAGCUGCUGUACACGCUGGUCAACAACCCGUCCCUGCUGGGCUCCAGGAAGCACUUCCAGACACAGCAGACCUCGGAAACCGUCCUGAACGGGACCCCCAAAUGCAGCUCCAAGAAGGAGCCUGCUGCCGUGCCAGUCCAGCCCACCGAGACCCCAACAAACCAAGAUAAAACUGAUUGAGAUCCCUAAUAUACUGUUUGUAGUGUGGUUGGCAGUAUACUCCAAACUAAAUCUGACUUAACAAGUAUGGCAUAAAAGUUAUACUUGAACUUGUAUAAACAAAAACAUGGUCCUUAUUUUUUACAACUAAUGCCAAUUUGUUUUGCAGUAUUUGCACACGGCAACUAUUCCUCAUGGUUCAGGUUAUGGAAAUAUCGUGGUAAUGACACAUAAACUACAGUUAAAGGUCCAGUGUGUAGGAUUAAGGGGGAUGAAAAACAAAGUGAAAAACUGUUUUCUUAAUAUCACUUGAAACUAAGAAUCCUUUCGUUUUUGUUAUCUUAGAAAGAGCCGUAUAUUUAAGUGUGGAGCUGGUCCUCUUCGUGGAGACGACCAUGUCGUAUCUCCAUGUUUCUACAGCACGGGCCAGAAAGGACAAACAAACACUGGGUCUAGAGAGAGGUCUUUUUGCAUCGGCCGUCAUAGUUCUCACACACGCGUGGCACUCGGGAGAAGUUUCAGUUGGUUGUAAUCUGCAACCUCACCACUAGAUGCCUCUAAAUCCUAAACACUGGACUAUGAAUUUAAAGUAUGCUUAGAGUUAAUCAACUAACAUUUUUGGUCAAGAUUAGAAAAAGAUGGGGAUACUGGGCUCGGUGAUCAAUUUCAAAUGUCCACAAAGAAGGUGAGCCUCGUGGCUUCUGAUCCACAAAGGCACCAAAAAAGACAAAGAUAUAGAAGCUAACAGCGGCACAACUUCCAAAAACCAACUGAAAUGUUACUAAUAUUAGAUCCCUGAAGCACCCUGACAAUAAUAUCAAUGACAAUACGACUAUGAUGAAAAUCAAACUUUCAUUGUGUUCUGCUUGUGCAGGACAGUUGAGGCCUUUUAGUAAUUGCAUAUUGACAUGCACAGUGCCAGUUCUGAUCAAUGGCAGGCAGUCAAUAGGAGGCCAUGGUCCACUUCUGCCUCUGGUUAAUGCAGUUACAUCGACACAUGCUGGUUCUCAAUGUGUUCUCAGUUCACCAUGCUGUCCAUGAUGUUCCAGGGAGUUUGUAAUUUGAUCAACCAAGAUAGAACUAUGUCAUUUCUCAUUUAAUAAAAAUCUCCAAAACUGGAGUCACAAAAAUGUCAUACAAGAACAACAUAUUCCAUUGUAACCUUUGAAUUAAAGCAACUAAUUACUGUUCAGGUAAUAUAUUCAUUAUAUUUGUUAGAAGUUUCUACUUAUAUUUCUUAGCUUCAUAGUUAUUAUGGGAUCAAUAAUAUGAUGUGAAAUUGAGAUUGAUCAUAUUUUCAAUUAUAUAUACGGAAUAUAGUUUUCUGCUACAUGAUGUAUUUCCUACAUGCCAUUUUAAUGGAUAUUAUUUACAAAUAAACUGGUUUCACAACAUUUGACAAGAAAGUAGUUAUGUUGUUAAAUUCGUAUCCCAUUUUUAAAUUAUAAUAAAAUGUAUA